AUGGGAAGCAAGAGCCUGCUCUCGAGCAUCCUCCUGUUUGCUGUGUUAAUGUCUGGUAGAGGCGAGCAUCAGCGAAGCUGCCAGGAUGUUCUGAAAGUUUUCCAGCUGAGGAAGAUCGGGGCCAUCAAGGGGUUCCCGGAGACCCCCCGAGCAGGGACUGAUCUUCAGGUUUGCACUUCUAAAAACCCAACAUGCUGUACCAAAAAGAUGGAAGAGAGAUAUCAGAUUGCAGCAAAGCAGGAUAUACAGGAAGUGCUUCAAGCAUCAAGCUCUGCUUUAAAGUUUUUAAUAUCCCAUAAUGCAGCUGCUUUUCAAGAAACCUUUGAAAUGCUUAUCAAACAGGCUGAGAAUUAUACAAGAACAUUUUUCUGCAACACAUAUAGAAACAUGGCUGUUGAGGCUGCGACAUCUGUUCAGGAGUUUUUUACGGAUGUGGGACUCUUUGUAUUUGGCACAGAUAUUAGCACAGAAGAAUUUGUCAACAGAUUUUUUGACACACUGUUUCCAGUCAUCUACAAUCAUCUGAUUAAUCCUGGCAUGACUGACAUUUCACUGGAAUAUUCAGAAUGCAUUCGAAUUGCAAGAAGAGAAAUCAACCCAUUUGGUAACAUUCCAAAAAUAGUCAUGGGGCAAAUGGGAAGAUCAUUAUUACCUAGUCGUACUUUCUUGCAGGCCCUCAAUUUAGGGGUUGAAGUGAUAAAUACAACAGAUCAUUUACAUUUUUCUAAAGAAUGCAGCAGAGCCCUAUUAAGAAUGCAAUAUUGUCCACACUGUCAAGGACUGAUUUUAAGUAAGCCUUGUAUGGGAUACUGCCUCAAUGUUAUUAGAGGCUGCCUAGCGAACAUGGCAGAAAUUGACCUUCACUGGCGGGGUUAUAUUGGUUCAUUGGAAGAAUUAUCCAGUGCCAUGUAUGGGACAUAUGACAUUAAAUAUGUACUUCUGAACUUUCAUUCACUUAUUAAUGAUGCUCUUAUGCAAGCUCACAUCAGUGGACCAAAAUUAUCUGAACAGGUAACCAAAGUAUGUGGCCAUCCUGUGAGAAAGCCUACACAGUCCCCAAGUUGUUCUCUUGAUCAGAACAAAGAUAAUCAAGGGCUGAAGGUGUUCUCAAGAGACAGUGAAGAAACACUUGCCAGCAGAAGAAAAGACUUUAUCAAUAGCCUUCGACUGUAUAGGACAUUCUAUGGAGGCCUGGCUGAUCAGCUGUGUAUUAAUGAGCUAGCAGCUGCUGAUGGGCUACCUUGUUGGAAUGGAGAAGAUGUUGUAAAAAG
This is a messenger RNA of Alligator sinensis (Chinese alligator), 1271 nucleotides long. RefSeq names its product glypican 5 (gene GPC5). Gene Ontology annotation, cellular component: plasma membrane; cell surface; extracellular region. The record is from RefSeq and is a predicted model, not a curated record. Gene Ontology annotation, biological process: regulation of protein localization to membrane; cell migration; positive regulation of canonical Wnt signaling pathway. NCBI's taxonomy places the organism in Eukaryota, Metazoa, Chordata, Crocodylia, Alligatoridae. The annotation marks the transcript as partial. The transcript is spliced from 5 exons.